UCCUCCAGACCCAGACCCACUUUCCCGCAUUCUGUAUCCUGCUUCCACUUUCCUGGAAAAUAUCAUGAGAAAAUUCUCAUUAUUAUUAUUAUUAUUAUUAUCACCACUGUCAGCUUUUUUCUCUGUAAAAUAAAAAAGCAAGCACUAAGACCCAGUUCGAUCUUUACACUCACAAUAAAAAAGCUUAGAUUUUUAUUUUUUUUAAUACAAUGCACAAUGGUAUCUCUACGUUUCGAGGCUCUCUGAGACCUCAUUAUUGAAAUGAACUUUCUUUACAUACCCUUUGUAAUCUCCUUACAGCUGUCUAUACAAAUGAGCUGUGUAUAAUCAAAGAUAUGUAUAUAUAUUAGGGUUUUGGAAGCCCUAGCUUUGGUCAAAAAGUGGGUUUCAUUUGACAGAUUUCAAUGUAUAAUAUAUAUAUAGAUAUAUUUCUGGGGUUUCGAGAGGGAAUCUGAAGUUUAAAUUCUCUGGAAAUGGCGGUUUGAUGUGAUUUUGAGGGUUUCACUGAGUUCUAGAAAUAGUGAAAAGUGUAAUAUGUGCUGAUUUUGAGGGUUGUAAUCUUUUGUUGGGGAGCUCUGAGAUUGAGGUGGAUGAAUGGUGGUGAGUUUUGGGUGGAUUUGUGUGUGCUUCUGGGUUGGUGGUUGUUUAAUUUGGUAAUUUGAGGUCCCAAAAGUUAAAAAUCUAUAUUGGUAGCUCUGAGAAGAAGAUGGGUUUUGAAUGAUAGUUAGGGUUUCAUUGUGUUUAUUGAACAUUUGAAUGAAUUAAACCUGAAGUCUGGUGGAUGUGGAAGAUUUGGGGAACUUUGACAGAGAUUUGUGUAGAACUGAAGGGGUUUCUUUAGAUGUCAGGAGCUCCAAGAGUUAGAUCAUCAAACUUGGCUGGUUCGGAGGCCAGACCGGUCUUUGGACCUGCGGGUAACAAGGUACAGAGGUUGGGGAGUGCCCGUAAACCCAUGAUGAAGACACUGAGAACUGAAGAGAAUUCGCUAGAGGAGGUUGCGGCAUUGGCAGAAGAGAGUAAUGGUCUUCCAUCAUCCACUGUUGCUUCACCAUUGAUACCUUUGUCGCAUUCAGUUAGUAUUCCGUCGGCACUUAGUAGACAAGAGCAUUUACUGCAUUCUAAUUUAUCACUCAAUGCUUCGUGUUCGUCUGAUGCAUCUUCGGAUUCAUUUCAUAGUCGUGCAUCAACUGGUAGGAUAUAUAGGAGAAAUAGUAUGUCCGUCCGUAGGAAGCAAUUAGCCAUUAAGUCAGAAAUUAGUGUAUCUGAUGCCAUUUCAGAGGCUCUACCUGGCAGCUUACAACCCAAGAAAAGGUGUGCCUGGGUGACACCAAAUACUGACCCUCGUUAUGCUGCUUUCCACGAUGAAGAAUGGGGACUCACUGUACAUGAUGAUAAGAAAUUGUUUGAGCUUCUCAUCUUUUCGGGGGCUUUGGCUGAACUUACAUGGCCAGCGAUUCUCACCAGAAGGCACAUAUUCAGAGAAGUCUUUGCAGAUUUUGAUCCCAUCUCUGUGGCAAAAUUUACGCUAUGUUUGGAUUGAGUGAUUUGGAGAGAAAA
Messenger RNA from Camellia sinensis, 1557 nucleotides. Lineage: Eukaryota; Viridiplantae; Streptophyta; Magnoliopsida; Ericales; Theaceae. The record is from RefSeq and is a predicted model, not a curated record.